AUGACACAAUCAAACUUCACCCCCGCCCUCCUAGCGGGCGCCCUCGCUGGUACUACAGUCGACCUCACCCUCUUUCCCCUUGAUACCUUGAAAACUCGCCUUCAGUCUUCUGCUGGUUUCAUUGCCUCUGGUGGCUUUACUGGAGUAUAUCGAGGAGUCGGCUCUGCCAUAAUUGGCUCCGCGCCCGGAGCUGCAUUGUUCUUCUGUACAUACGAAGCUACAAAGGCUGCACUUGCGCGGCGACAAGAUGUUUUAGAUGCCAACAUACCUGGAAGUCGCGGGAGGGGAAGGGCAAUAGAACAUAUGGUUGCAGCGAGUCUGGGAGAGGUGGCCGCUUGUGCUGUUCGUGUGCCUACGGAGGUGGUCAAGCAAAGGGCACAGGCGGGGCAAUAUUCCAGUUCUUCACUCACGCUCAAGGCAAUUCUGGGACAGCGCAAACAUAUUGGAGUAAUAGGCGUAUGGAUGGAACUCUAUCGCGGCUGGAGUGUUACAAUAAUGCGUGAAGUGCCAUUUACGAUUAUACAAUUCCCUCUUUGGGAAGCCAUGAAGUCAUACAGGCAGAGGGGAAGUGGAAGGGAUACUGUGAGCGCAGUAGAGAGCGGGAUUAUGGGAAGUCUUGCGGGUGCUGUAGCGGCUGCGGCUACGACUCCGUUGGAUGUGUUGAAGACGAGGAUGAUGUUGGAGAAAAAGAAAAAGCCGACGAGCGUUUUGUUGAAGGAGAUUAUAGCUACGGGUGGUCCAAAGGCAUUCUUCGCAGGGAUAGGUCCAAGAGUAAUGUGGAUUAGUAUUGGUGGAGCAAUAUUCUUGGGUAGCUACCAAUGGGCAUACAAUGAGCUGGCUGCAGAAGGCAAGGAGUGA
Messenger RNA from Sclerotinia sclerotiorum 1980 UF-70, 858 nucleotides. RefSeq lists its product as hypothetical. The record is from RefSeq and is a predicted model, not a curated record. Gene Ontology annotation, molecular function: S-adenosyl-L-methionine transmembrane transporter activity. Gene Ontology annotation, cellular component: mitochondrial inner membrane. Bases 1 to 858 code for a protein of 285 amino acids. NCBI's taxonomy places the organism in Eukaryota, Fungi, Ascomycota, Leotiomycetes, Helotiales, Sclerotiniaceae. The transcript has a single exon. Gene Ontology annotation, biological process: transmembrane transport.